AUGGAUCGGAGAGCCUACGGGGACAGGGCGCCAGCACCAAACAGGAAUGAUAAGCUAUACGCAACCUUCCUCGGGGGGACGACACUUCUGGACAUCUGGAGGGCCCAACACCCAGCAGACCAAGACUUCACCUACUACUCCCACACGCACCGGUCAUACUCGCGCAUAGACAGCUUCUUAAUCUCCCAAGCACUCCACCCCUGGACGAUCCGCUCGUCCAUCGGCAACAUCACGUGGAUGGACCAUGCGGAAAUCACACUGGACCUCAGGAUCCCGCGGCUCUCCCGUCCAUGGCGUUGGCGCCUCAACCCAUGGAUCCUCCGAGACAAAGGAACGGUACACGCUAUAACCGACCACCUCAAAACCUAUUUCGACAUAAAUGCCACGGAGGACAUGGCCCCGGCGACGGUGUGGGCAGCUCACAAAGUGACCAUCCGAGGCCAACUGAUCGCAAUCGCCACAGCCCAGAAGAAACGCCGUCUCCAAGACCUCAUGGAAGCGCUAGCUGACCUAACGAAACUGGAAAAGCUACACAAGCAGAACCCCUCAGACGACCUACUCAAGCAGCUCGCCACCACACGAGAACAUCUUCGGCGACUCUCCACGGCGGAUGUAGCGUGGAACCUCAUGUGGACUAAACAACGCUGUUACGAAAAAGGGAACAAGGCGGACUCCCUCCUGGCACACUGCCUUAAAAAACGACAGGACAACAAGAGAAUUACCAAGAUCAAAACCAGCAGAGGGGAGAUCACGAACAACCCGGACAUAAUAGCCCAGGAAUUCCUACAAUAUUAUACAAACCUCUACAACCACUCUGACCCACCACCGCCAACAGGCGACACGUCCCAAAAGGACAGAAUCUCCUCCUUCCUACAAUCACUUAAUCUGCCCACGUUACCCGCACAGGCACAAGCACGGCUUGAGUCACCCAUAGAGGGCGAAGAACUUGCACUAGUGCUCAAAACGCUAAAACCAAUGAAGAGUCCAGGACCCGACGGUUUUACCGCCCUCUACUACAAAACGUUCCAGGCGACACUCCUACCGCACCUGUGCAAAACUUUCAACUCCAUACUCCAGGGACAACUUCUCCCCCCGGACAUGCUCGCAGCCGACAUAUGCCUCCUGCCUAAACCAGGCAAGGACCACCUGGAACCAGGCCACUAUCGGCCCAUUUCACUUCUGAAUACGGAUUUGAAAAUCCUCACAAAAGCACUGGCCAACCGCCUCAAUGACUACCUCCCCCAGCUGAUCCACCCAGACCAGGUCGGGUUCAUCCCAAAACGACAGGCAUCGGAUAAUACACGGAGAGCCUUUAACACAAUAUGGUAUACCCAACACCGGACCAUUCCGGCAGUAAUGCUUUCGCUGGAUGCCGAGAAGGCAUUCGACCGCCUUCUCUGGCCAUACAUUUUCAACAUCCUAUCCCACCUGGAAUUCCCGACUGGAUUUCUGAAUGCUUUGGCGGCAAUUUACAACCGUCCUACGGGCAGACUGCUCCUACCCAACAUCGAAGCCCAAACCUUUACCAUCACGAAUGGAACUAGACAGGGCUGCCCCCUGUCCCCCCUAAUAUUUGCAAUCUCGCUAGAACCACUCCUGCAGGCCAUACACAAUCACCCAGAGAUCAGAGGCAUCCGCAUCAGACGGGAAGAGUACGCGGUGGCGGCGUAUGCGGACGACGACCUCCUAACCUUAGCGGACCCGCUCCCAUCCUUACACGCCACUUUGGAGGUGAUAUCCGAGUACUCCAACUUCUCAGGGUACAAACUCAAUCUGACAAAGUCCAUCCUCAUGCCCGUGGCAAUGAACGCACAACAACUCCACAUCUUGCGGCACUCGUUUCCAUUCAAAGUCACCACGACACACCUCACCUACUUGGGCACCAGAUUGCCCCAAAAAUUGGAUGACACGUACGACCUCAACUACAAACCAUUGCUGACAACAGCUCACCAGGACCUCCAGCGCUGGGACAAGUUAGGGAUCUCGUGGCUGGGUAGAGUUACAACCGUCAAGAUGAACUUGCUGCCACGCUUCCUAUAUCUUUUUCAAACGUUACCCAUCCCCAUACGGAAAAAAGAUUUCUGUGAUCUCCAGGCCGCCAUUGACAAAUUCAUAUGUAAGGGUAAAAAACCACGCAUCCGCAGGGCAACUAUGUACGUCCCCAAGACCAGCGGAGGCCUGGGACUACCCAACUUCCAGCAAUACUACAACGCAGCCCAACUGGCCCACAUACAACAAUGGCACGCCCCACCGAGUGCCAAACGAUGGGUAGACCUGGAACACGACAUCAUGGGAUGGGACCAGCCAUCGUCCUACAUGUGGGUGCCUCCGGCACAUCGGCCCCUCCCUCCAACCACCUCACCGGCGAUCACCCACACGCUGGCUCUAUGGGACAAACUCAAUCCCAAAUACCAACUAUCCUCCUUCAUAUCUCCGGUGACGCCUAUCUACCGAAAUAA
This is a messenger RNA of Pelobates cultripes (western spadefoot toad), 2459 nucleotides long. The record is from the annotation of a GenBank genome assembly. Lineage: Eukaryota; Metazoa; Chordata; Amphibia; Anura; Pelobatidae.